AUGAGAUUGUCACAGCGUGAAAGGGACUCGUCGCGCUCCUCAGGCAACGAGACAGAACAGAUACAGAGCCUGCUGAUGGACUGGAGGGGCUCCGAUGUGGAAGAAUUGUCCGAGAAUGAGAAACACCAGAAACUGGACCAGAAGGAGCAAAUUGAGCUCAGGUCUGGUUUCUGCAUCCCCCGUCUAUGGUUCUUUAUCUCCAUGGCCAUAAUUAUCUUGCUUGCUCUCGGCACCAUUGCCAGCUUGAAUCUAAGCAAAGGCGACACCCAAUCUCUGGCCCAAGCACCUUCAGGAAUAUCAACCCCGGACUAUACACUGGAUCCGAAUUGGGACUUCCACGCGCCUGCGCAGCGUAGAGAAUAUAGCUGGACUGUCAGAGACCAUGAGCACAACCCAGAUGGAGUCUAUCGGCCGAUGAUAUUGGUCAACUCGCAGUUUCCUGGCCCGCUGAUCGAAGUCAAUGAGGGUGAUACCAUAGUUGUCAACGUACAUAACGAGGCAACGAACGCAACCUCGUUUCAUUGGCAUGGAAUCUAUCAAAACGGAAGUUCGUUCAUGGACGGUGCAGUUGGUACCACCACUUGUCCGAUCGCACCUGGCCACAAUUUCACCUACCAAUUCACUGUCAAGCAAAGUGGAAGCUACUUCUGGCAUUCUCACCAAGGAGUACAAUCGUCGGACGGUCUCCAUGGACCGCUGAUUAUACAUGGCCGCGAUGAGAAGGAGAAGCAGCGUAUACCGUAUAAGACCGACAGGGUCAUAUUGCUAGCCGACCACUACCACGACCUCUCGUCAGCGCUACUUUGGCAGUACCUCAAGCCAGACGAGGAGAACGCCGAGCCAGUUCCAGUUGGUGGGCUGAUUAACGGGCGUUCGAUCCGGGACUGCGAAUCUUUUCCUGGCAGAAAGUGCGACAACAGCACUACAAACGUGGGCACUCCUCGCCUGACGCUUGAGCGAAAUGAAAGUCACAGGUUGCGUUUCAUUAACGUAGGCGCAUUGGCAGAGUUUCAGGUGCAGAUCAACGAGCAUGAAUUGGCAGUGACAGAGGUCGAUGGCACGGACGUCGAGCCAUCGACCUAUCACCGAGUGAACAUCAAUCCGGCGCAGCGGUACAGUGUUGUCGUGAACACCAAUUCUGCCACCUCUGAGUCGUUCUGGAUGCUAGCCCGGAUGAUUACAACCUGUUUCGCCGAAGUACCUGCAAAUCUGGAUGCGAAUGCCUUGGCCAUCGUACAAUACGUUGACGACCCGAACGAGCUCCCAUCAUCCACAGACUGGGAAACCGCACUUUUGCAAGAGUGUAAGGACAUGAACACCACCGAGCUGAUUCCGCUCGAUGUGGUUGCUGCUCCCGUCCGCGAAGACGCAUUUUUCUACCUUCGUUCGAACUUCGAGAUUGGGAAGUACAGAUUGAGUCGCGGAAAGUUCAACACAAGUACUUUCCGACCAGAAGUGAACUCUCCUAGCUUGCACCGAGCGAUUGAUGGGUUGGCGACUCUUAACAUGACUUUUCGCCCGGACACGACAUCUUCCCAAGCAUUUGUGAACGAUCAGGCGUACGACAUCUCUCGUGAGCUCGUCAUUCAAACUACUGGUAUUCAAACCAUCGAUAUCCUCGUGUCGAACUUCGACGACGGCUCUCACCCCAUGCAUUUGCAUGGAUACAAGUACUUUGUACUCGCUCAAGGUCAUGGAUACCCGCCACUCACAUCUGUUUCCGGUGGUAUCAACAGGGAAAAUCUAGCGCCUCUCUACGAUCAACUCGACCUGACGAACCCGCUGCGACGUGACACAGCCACUGUAGAGGCCUUUGGUUGGAUGUUGAUUCGCAUAGUUGCCGACAAUCCUGGCGCAUGGACAUUUCACUGUCAUUUGGCCUGGCAUUCCGAGGCUGGCUUAGCUAUGCAGUUUCUGACCCGGAGCGAUGAGCUUGCCAAGGUCCGAGUUCCUCAAGCAAAUCUGGACCUGUGUGCUGCCCAUGGGAUUGAAAAGGGAAUGGGUCCUGAGGAUGAGGACUACAGGGAUCUCGCCAAAUGA
Ramularia collo-cygni is the source of this 2040-nucleotide messenger RNA. RefSeq names its product related to iron transport multicopper oxidase fio1 precursor. NCBI's taxonomy places the organism in Eukaryota, Fungi, Ascomycota, Dothideomycetes, Mycosphaerellales, Mycosphaerellaceae. Gene Ontology annotation, molecular function: oxidoreductase activity; copper ion binding. The coding region runs from base 1 to 2040 and encodes 679 amino acids. The transcript has a single exon. The record is from RefSeq and is a predicted model, not a curated record.